AUGUAUUCAGGAAUUCGCCAGACACUGGUUACUCUGCGAGAACGAUUUUGGGUAUUACGCGGUCGAGAAGCCGUUAAAAGAAAUUUGAGGAAGUGCAUCAUUUGUCAAAAGCAUGAAGGAAUCGCAUUCAAACCUCCAUCUGCGCCCGAUUUGCCAACGGAAAGAGUAUCAAUGGAACCGCCCGUUACAUUUACCGGCUUAGAUUUCGCGGGACCUUUAUAUGUUCUUAGCGAGAAAGAGAACGUCUCAACGCAAUGCCAAGAAACUAACAAAGUAUUCGUUUGUUUGUUUACAUGUGCGUCAACCCGGGCAGUCCACUUGGAGCUGACACAGGGUCUAAGUGUUCAAUCAUUUCUGAUGGCAUUUCGCCGUUUUGCUAGUCGUCGAGGAGUGCCGUCUAUGCUUAUAUCGGACAAUGCUAAAACAUUCCGAUCAGCGUCGAAAGAAAUACAAACAUCACGUUCACAGGAUGUGUUGAGUCGUCUUGCCAAUAACCGCAUUACUUGGACAUUCAUCGUGGAAAGGGCCCUAUGGUGGGGAGGUUUCUGGGAGAGAUUGAUAAAGAUAAUAAAGCGAUGUCUAAAAAAGAUUGUUGGUCGAUCAACGCUGACUUUGGAAGAACUAAAUACCGUUCUUAUCGAAAUCGAAGCUGUAAUAAACGCUCGUCCAAUUACGUACGUCUAUGACGACGAAGAAUCUUUAUCUUAUCGACUGACACCAUCUCAAUUGAUUAACGGUCGACAAAUUACCCCGAUGCCAAACAGUAAACAUUACGAGAUUAUGAGUACCAGUAACGUCCUGACAAAAAGAGCAAAGCACCAAAGAAAGGUCCUUCAGCAAUUUACCGAUCAAUGGAAAAAAAGAGUAUUUGCUUAG
This is a messenger RNA of Paramuricea clavata, 876 nucleotides long. Lineage: Eukaryota; Metazoa; Cnidaria; Anthozoa; Malacalcyonacea; Plexauridae. The record is from the annotation of a GenBank genome assembly.